Messenger RNA from Naumovozyma dairenensis CBS 421, 516 nucleotides. It is a transcript of the gene RGI2, whose product is annotated as Rgi2p. NCBI's taxonomy places the organism in Eukaryota, Fungi, Ascomycota, Saccharomycetes, Saccharomycetales, Saccharomycetaceae. The record is from RefSeq and is a predicted model, not a curated record. The coding region runs from base 1 to 516 and encodes 171 amino acids. Gene Ontology annotation, biological process: energy reserve metabolic process. The transcript has a single exon.
AUGCCAAAGAAUAAGAAUAAGGGACCAAAAAUGACUACGGUCACCACCAAAUCUGGUGAACAAUUAAAAGUUUUCGAAGAUUUAAACGACUUUGAAACGUACAUCAAAAACGAAACCGAAGAUAAUGAAUUCGAUAACGUUCAUUGUCACUUGAAAUAUUACCCACCAUUUGUGUUACAUGAUGCUCGUGAUGAUCCUGAAAAGAUUAAAGAUACGGCAAAUUCUCACUCCAAGAAGUUCGUUAGACAUUUACACCAACAUGUGGAAAAACAUUUGUUGAAAGAUAUCAAGAUGGCGUUGGAUCAACCUGAUUUAAAAUUUAAGAAUAAAUCAAAACAGGAAACUUUCGAAAAAAUUGUGUGGAAUUAUGAUGAUGAGACAGAAUUGAACGACAAAAGAUUUAAGGUUACGGUCGAGGUUACUUGUAAUCACGACGGUGCUAUGGUUGAUGUAGAUUAUAAAACUGCACCUGUUACUAAUAAUUCAACCACGGAAUCUAAUGAACAAAUGAUUUGA